AUGUCGCCUUCACGAUCUAUACUAUUUGUAGGAGAGGGUAACUUCUCUUAUUCAGCAUCACUGUGUCAGUCCUUGAGCGGGUCGGACACCAGCAUUACAGCCUCCUGCCUGCAGCAAGAGGACGAGGCACUGCGGCACGAAGGAUCCGCUACUAACGUCCAGAUUAUCCGGGAGGCUGGUGGAACAGUGCUUUUCAAUAUUGACUGCACACGACUGGGAGAACACGAAUCUCUCAAAGGGAAUCUGUUUGACCUGGUCAUCUUUAACUUUCCUCACUGUGGUAGAAAGAGUGGAGUUAAAAAGAACAGAGAACUACUGAAAAACUUCUUCCUGAGUUGUGUUCAGGUGUUGUCUGAAGAUGGGGAGGUCCAUGUCUCUUUGUGUAAUGGGCAGGGAGGUACACCGGCUGACCAGCCCAAGCGGGAGUGGCACAACAGUUGGCAGGUUGUAGCCAUGGCAGCAGAGGCUCAACUCAUCCUCAGUGAUGUCCAGCCAUUUGAAAAUGAUCAGAACUACAAAUGCACUGGAUACAGGAGUCAAGAUAAGGGCUUCCAUGUGGAAAAGGCUCUGCUGCAUAGAUUUACUCGCAGUCUUCCAUUCACACCACCUCAUACACUGACAGUGGAAGAGACUGUUGAGGGGGAGGAAGUCAAGUACCAAAUGCCAGCAGAGCUGAGUGAUUACGUGUUCAGGGGGUUCCUCAAAUCAGGUUCAUUUCACCCUGUAAAACUUGCACAAGACUUUGUUCUCGAGGGACUGGCAAAGAAUUGGUGUGUCUCCAUGAUGACUGAGACCAUCCCUUUUCUGCUCAGUGGAAAGCAGGUAUUGACCUUUCAUAAACGACUGGAAAUGCUGCUGUCAACAUGGCUGCAAGUUACUGUGAGUCUGCACAAAUCUCAGAUGCCUCUCUGUCACUGA
Molecule: messenger RNA, 918 nt
Organism: Knipowitschia caucasica
Lineage: Eukaryota; Metazoa; Chordata; Actinopteri; Gobiiformes; Gobiidae
Source: the annotation of a GenBank genome assembly